This is a messenger RNA of Aspergillus novofumigatus IBT 16806, 824 nucleotides long. RefSeq lists its product as uncharacterized. NCBI's taxonomy places the organism in Eukaryota, Fungi, Ascomycota, Eurotiomycetes, Eurotiales, Aspergillaceae. The transcript has a single exon. The record is from RefSeq and is a predicted model, not a curated record. Bases 97 to 687 code for a protein of 196 amino acids.
UCUGCUGCCCUGCACCCCUAUUCCGACCAGUUGGAGAUUUUCAAGGAUUGGCUUGCUGAUUUGGCCCGUGGAGACGGCCUACGAGAUGCGUUCAACAUGAUUCAGCCCCCGGUGCCUCCGAGAAAGUUUUGGGUGACCACAUACUUUGAACAGUGUUUCGAUUUAUAUCAUGUGGUUGAAUGGGAUCCUCGCUCUGUCCAUGCUUCUGAGAACACGCCAAGCACAGAAACUGAGCCAGAAGAGCGGAAGGUUGAACGGACGAUCCUCAUAUGUCGCAUGUAUGCCGCAAAUCGAACUAUCAAGAGCAAGAUUCAGCCUGAGGAGAGUCCAUUGUGGGUUUGGUAUCACACCGAACGCUCUAUGCCUACGCCAGAGCGUGAAGCAGUCGUGCUUUCUGCGCUUCUAUACCUCGAUACUCUCAACCCGCAGACGACGCGAAUCCUACGCCGUCCCUGGCCGCAAAAUGUCUCCUCGCCUCGAUACCCGGCCAUUUUCCUUGCGGACGAGCUUCUGACUGCCGUUGCAAAAAGGGAUGCCAUCCAUGAUGCGGCAAAAUCUCUUGAGGAAUGCGUGAAGUUCGUUCCCGCGCAACUGCUCUGUGAUGUUGUCGUCUCGUCGCUAAGAUGCUCACAGAGAGUUCGGAGAAAAAGCAACCGAGCUAUUCCACCAUCUUAUCGGUCACAAUGAGCUUGAUCAAGCUUCUGCAGAAGACAGACCAGCCGCAGCUGGCUAUUGAUGUUGUGCUUCAAGCCCUCAAGUCUUUUCCAGACGCAUCCUCGUACCAUCGGCAAAUGAAACUAUUGAAGCAGGGGGCGUGACUCUUG